Molecule: messenger RNA, 630 nt
Organism: Purpureocillium lilacinum
Lineage: Eukaryota; Fungi; Ascomycota; Sordariomycetes; Hypocreales; Ophiocordycipitaceae
Source: RefSeq, a predicted model, not a curated record
AUGCGGGGAGCUGACGGGCCCGCCGCGGAGGCCAGAUGUGUGACGGGGUGCUUGUGCGAAAGGUUAAUGUUGAGACGGACACGAGACCAGGCCCGGCACUGGACUCUGCGGUUGAGGCUGUCCAGGGUGCAGCGCCCAGGCGGCUUUUGGUCAGACACCCGCGGAGCAAGUUAUGACACACAGGCCACACUGGCCAGGAUGCAAGCGGAAGCGGCGGAGCUCGAGCUCGGCUGCGACCGGCUGUUGCCUCGGUCAAGCGACGUUUUGGUUGUUUGUGUUUUCACCGCGGCGUGCCCUGGUGCAUGCAGUCUCGAUAGCCGGACGAGCACAUGCACUCGAAACUCACGCCACCUCGUCCGCAACAUUGCCAUUGUCUGUAGGCGGCUUGACACCGCUGUGCACACGGUUCCUAUACUCGUUUUCCACGCCUGUCCGCUGGUCAGUCCGAUCAAGUGGUCGGGCAAUGAUGGCGGCUUGGUGAGCCACAGGCAUUGCUGUCAACAGCCGCUCUCUUGCGUUCUCGUUACGCAGCCAUUGUCUGAUUUUCAGCCUCCCCCACGGAGGCGCAAAUCAUCAUUCGCCAUCUGCUGGUCUUUGCCUUGCCAAUAUUCCAAACAAGGCGGCUUUUGA